ACCUCCCGUCAUUCCCCCCCACAACACUUUGAGCCUCUUUGGAGAACUCAGCAGAAUGGCCGAUGGAGAUGACGACGACGAGCAAGGGGAUGAGAACAAGGCAAGGGGAAACUGGUCCAAUAAACUGGAUUUUAUUCUUUCCAUGGUUGGCUAUGCUGUAGGACUGGGGAACGUGUGGAGGUUUCCUUAUCUUGCCUUCCAGAACGGUGGAGGUGCAUUUUUGAUCCCUUACCUGACAAUGUUGGGGAUCGCCGGCAUCCCCAUCUUUUUACUGGAAGUGUCACUGGGCCAGUUUGCCAGCCAGGGUCCCGUGUCGGUGUGGAAGUGCAUCCCAGCACUACAAGGUUGCGGGAUUGCCAUGUUGAUAAUAUCUGUCUUGAUAGCCAUAUACUAUAAUAUUAUUAUGUGCUGGACACUGUACUACCUGUUCGCUUCGUUGAAGGGCUCACUGCCAUGGGCUAACUGUAGGAAUGCGUGGAACACGGUGGAUUGUAAGGACAAAGACAUGCUGCUCUUAGACUCCUGCAUCGUGCGGGGGGAGAACUUUACAUCAAUCAAGAACUCCUCUUUUUGUUUGUCUGCCAACACUGUUGGAAAUCUGACCAAACUAUUAAACAUGUCCUUGGAAAGUGGAAAGACCUAUGUCAGCCCCAGUGAGGAGUACUUCAAGUACAAUGUCCUGCACAUCUCCAAAGGCAUUGAAUAUCCGGGAGACAUUCGUUGGCCUCUGGCAGGCUGUUUGUUUCUGGCCUGGCUCAUUGUCUACGCCUCUUUGGCCAAAGGAAUCAAGACAUCAGGAAAGGUGGUGUAUUUCACAGCUACUUUUCCCUAUGUGGUGCUGGUGAUCCUGCUGAUAAGAGGCGUGACACUCCCAGGGGCCUCUGAUGGUAUCCUCUACUUUAUUACACCAAAGUGGGAGAAACUCAUGGAUGGAAAGGUGUGGAAAGAUGCAGCCACUCAAAUCUUUUUCUCUCUGUCUGCUGCUUGGGGGGGCCUGAUCACACUCUCUUCCUACAAUAAGUUUCACAACAACUGCUACAGGGACACCAUAAUAGUCACAUGCACAAACAGUGCCACCAGUAUAUUUGCCGGAUUUGUCAUUUUUUCUGUCAUUGGUUUCAUGGCACAUGAACUGGAGGUGCCUAUUGAUAAGGUGGCAGAUGAAGGUCCAGGCAUAGCGUUUGUCGUGUAUCCAGAGGCUCUGACCAGACUUCCACUGUCUCCAUUCUGGGCUAUCAUCUUCUUUCUCAUGCUCCUGACUCUCGGCUUGGAUACCAUGUUUGCAACCAUUGAGACCAUUGUGACCUCUGUGUCAGACGAGUUCCCCAAAUACUUAAGGAAACACAAACCAAUUUUCACCUUGGUCUGCUGCGUCUCCUUUUUCAUCCUGGGAUUUCCUAUGAUCACAGAGAACGGCAUGUACAUGCUGCAGUUGGUGGACACUUAUGCAGCCUCCUAUUCAUUGGUCAUCAUUGCCAUUUUUGAGCUUGUGGGGAUUUCUUAUCUCUAUGGACUGCGAAGGUUCUGCGAGGAUAUUGAAAUGAUGAUUGGUUUUCAACCCAAUAUCUUCUGGAGGGUUUGCUGGGCCUUUGUGACACCAACCAUUUUGACGGGCAUCUUGAUUCUGAGUCUUUCUCAGUGGAGUGUGAUGACAUACGAGGACUACACCUACCCCACCUGGUCGAUGGUGCUGGGAUGGCUCAUGGUUAUCUGUUCUGUCAUCUGGAUCCCCAUCAUGUUUGUAAUCAAGAUGUACCUCGCCCCUGGUAGCAUAAUUGAGCGCCUGAAGCUGGUGUGCUCACCUCAGCCAGAUUGGGGUCCCUUCCUGAUGAAACACCGUGGAGAUCGCUACAAGAACAUGAUAGACCCACUGGGAACCAGCUCCCUCGGCCUCAAGCUACCCCGUACGGACUUUCAGCUCGGUUCCUUUUAGUGUCACCAGCCCCAGGAUAACCCUAACCUUAGGCAUGGGUGCAAAGGAACCCUUUUCUUUUUCACCUUUCCUCUGCCUCUUUUGUUCCAAUUUGUGCUUCAUAGCCUUGUCCGUUGUCUCCCUCCUUCUAGAGUGAAUUUGGGAAUAGUCACCUUGUUGCUUCCAUCUUCCUCUUUACUACUCACUCUUCUGUCAGGGAGGAGUUGCUACCCAGGUGGAAUCAUCUUCACUGCUGCUGCACAGUUGAUGGUUUAUCAUUGAUUCAUACUCAUGACUUAUUGAUUCAUCUACAACCUUUGUGAGGACUCUGAUUCCUUGUGACUAGUUAUCACAAAUGGACAGAGCUGCAAUACCUAGCUGCUCACUAAGCGUUGUGUGUGUGUGCAUUUGUGUGUGCGCACGCAGCCAUAUUUGUGUAAAAAAUAAAUAACGCAUCGUCUCAGCACAAGCAGAUGCCGGAAAAUAAACCCGCGUGACAAGAGACAAUGGUUCAAAAAGCUUGGCUAGGAUCUGUGGUUGGUCCAUCCCUACGCACAGAAAUAUACUGUAUCAGCAGUAGAAAUAUUACGACUGUCUCAAUGUUUUAAAAAAGAAAACAGUAAGCAGUUAUUUUAAUUUUAUUUUUUUCCCAGCGGUGUGUAUUCAUAGCCGCCACUGCUUUGCUGCUGUUGCUAUAGCAAGUAGGUAUAGGAAAUGGAGAUGAGGAAAUCAGGAAUUUGUGCCUCCUUGGUCCGUGUAGAGCAGUAAAUGCAUUGUGAUUACCACUUCCAUUAGAUACUUUGGCCUUGGAUGACUCCGCAAUCACAGAUACUUGGGUCGAUAUUUGUCUCCGAGCCCCAGGGACUACUCUUUUAUCCUCAAUUAUCUUGUAUUUCUCUGAUCUCUAUAUUAUGUAAGUCAUGCCAAUUUGCCCUUUAGUUAACUACAAAGAAGCCAUUUAACCUUUAUACAGCUCUAAAACUCAGCCUGAUAGUCACUCUGUGCAUCUAUUUUAGGCAAUGUAUUUAUUGCAGUAGGCUAUUGUAUGUACUGUGGAUUUAAUACCCAUUUGUGAAAAUAUCAAAGUGUGUGCCACAUUAAUAGGCUUCCUCACAGAAUAAGACAAUAUAUACAAAAAAAAGAUGCAUAUACAAGAACAUAGCUGUAGUUUUCAGCAGAAGAGAGAUUUAGCACGACAGGUUGAAUGUGUGUGCGUGUUGUCUUUGUAUACUGUAUGUACAAAAAUGUAAGUUUUGUAUGUGUUGUCACGUCCCACAACGCUUGGAGCAGCUUUUAUUUAUGAGUAGAUAGGCCGGAAAAACGCAUCGCAUUUCCUGGAUGUGUUAAUGUCUGUUGUUUGAGGUAGCUCUGGAGACCUCUUUGCCAUUUCAGACAAAUGCCUUUUGCUUGUCUGUAUUUCCUCUUGAAAACAGGGUCUCAGGUAUUCACUAUUCCAUCAAAUGACUCUGCUAGUUUGAGGAAUGAAGGCAAUUGGUGCAUAGGAGGGGAAAGGAUACGCUAAGUGGAACACUUUCAUGGAAGUGUUUUUGACAGACAACUCAAUCAAAAACAUUUAUGCCACAGCAUGUGUAUCACUGUUGACGAGGCAUUCUAUGUACAUAUCCAGUCUGGUUGCUAAGUGCGUUUGAGCCACUGGCAAAUUACUGCAAGUAGGCUUGCUUCACUUUUCUCAGCACAGUCAUAAGCUGUGACGAUUUUCUGUAAAUGUUACAUACGUAAUUGUUGCUGUUUGACCUAUCAACGGUUCCAGCAAAGCCAAUAUCAAAACACUACAAAUCCAGCAGAAACAUGCUGUAUUUGUUGUGUUUUGGUACUGGUCUUGCUCGUACAGAAACCAGAAACUAUGCUGGAUUUCUUAGCAGGAUGGCUCAAUUUGCAGUCUUUUUAAAAACAACAUGAUAUAAUGUAUUCUAAAGCAUAGGCUACCAAUCACCCUAAAAACAAAAUUCAGAGGCUGCUAGUCAUCGGGGCUAAAAACAACUGGACAAGUGUAAUGUGGUUCAGCUGAAGUUUUUGGAGUGGUGAGUGGGUAUCACUGGAAAGCAAUAACAGUCGCCAAGAGAAAGGAGAGUGGCCCUGAUUCUUUUAAAGCCAUGCCUACCACACGAACUGAGAACAGCUUUUAUUAAGUUUGUGAAACCGAAACAAUGCACACAUAAAGUCACACAUGAAUCCUUUUGGCAAAGAGCUUGCUUACUCCAGAAUUUUGCUUUUUUUUUUGAGUGCUUGUGUGUAUUUGGGCUUGAGUCAUUCAAACGUGAUGUGUGUAUGCCCGUGAGUGUUUUCCUUAGUGUUGGUUUUUACUGUAGUUGAGUAAUAAUCAUGUUUGCAGGGCUGUUCAAGGAGAGCUAAGAUGUGCAGGAGUACACAACAUCUCCUUUCCCAAAAAUGCUGGAAGGCCUAAAGUUCGCAACAGAGUAAAAAAAAAAAAAACGUUGAAAUACUGUAUGUCUAACCACAAAGUUGAACAAGGGAUGCGGUGGAUUUUGCUCUCUGCAGACUAAGAAGCCUCUGUGUGCCCUCAAAUGUAUCAUAAUGGGUUAAAGGGCCAUGGUAAUAUCUGUCCGUGUCCUUGUAUUUCACGUCCUCUGCUUUUGUUUAAUAAGGGAGGGGUGCUUAAUCCCACAUUGCUUCAUGAAAUAUGACACUAAUAAGCUUGCAUGUGCAGUUUGUGUUGCUCAACUAAUGUCCAUGUAUAGUAACUUCUUUCUCACACUAUUUGUAUGUCUGCAUGAUAAGUGAGAUUUCUCUUUAUGCGAAACAGAAGUAAUCAGAUGAUAACAAAAUAACAUUUACCUGAUAAUUUGAACUAAUGAAUAUCUCAUAUAACACUGGCUGCAAUUUAUCUUUUGGCAGUAACCAAAGAAGAAGAAAAUCUCAAAUGAGAGUACAAGAAUAACGGUCAUGUGUUUUGCGCGUAGGAGGUUUAGCUACUGCCAUACAUGUUUCAUGCAGUAUAUCUUGGUGUUUGCCAAUAUGUUACAAAACAUCUUCAGGUAACCAUUGGCCUUAUAGAUGUCUUCUAAGAGUACAAUAUAGUAUGUAUUUCAGAUAUACAACCACAGAAAAGCUUAUUGUCUGUCUCAUAUGGUAUCGGUAUUCUUAUUGUUAUGUCUGUUGUGUCAAUUUGGCACUUUAUUGUGUGACCUAUGACUGCAUAGGUUAAAUUUCUAAUUACUUGAGUAAUGUCAUACAUUUAUGUGUGUUCUCUGUGAGGCACAGCUGCCUAUGGAUAUAGAUAUGUGCCUCCAACAUGACAUCAUUUAAUUCAGAAAAAUAUAGAGUAGAUAUAUAGAGAAAUAUAUGUUUUAGAGUUGGUGUAAGAUAUAAAAAUAAUAUAAAAUAUAUAUGUGAAAUGCAUUUAUUUUCACUUGUCAUCAA
Messenger RNA from Corythoichthys intestinalis (scribbled pipefish), 5314 nucleotides. RefSeq names its product solute carrier family 6 member 5 (gene slc6a5). Gene Ontology annotation, biological process: synaptic transmission, glycinergic; glycine import across plasma membrane; sodium ion transmembrane transport. Gene Ontology annotation, molecular function: glycine:sodium symporter activity. The coding region runs from base 56 to 1933 and encodes 625 amino acids. Gene Ontology annotation, cellular component: plasma membrane. The record is from RefSeq and is a predicted model, not a curated record. The transcript has 15 exons. NCBI's taxonomy places the organism in Eukaryota, Metazoa, Chordata, Actinopteri, Syngnathiformes, Syngnathidae.